Messenger RNA from Penicillium canescens, 1551 nucleotides. RefSeq names its product MFS-type transporter fmqE (gene fmqE). Gene Ontology annotation, biological process: transmembrane transport; carbohydrate transport. Gene Ontology annotation, cellular component: membrane. Bases 1 to 1551 code for a protein of 516 amino acids. NCBI's taxonomy places the organism in Eukaryota, Fungi, Ascomycota, Eurotiomycetes, Eurotiales, Aspergillaceae. The transcript has 4 exons. Gene Ontology annotation, molecular function: carbohydrate:proton symporter activity. The record is from RefSeq and is a predicted model, not a curated record.
AUGACCGAAGAAUAUGUCAAAUCAUCCUCUUCUCAUAUUGAGUGGGAAGAGCCUCGAUUCCUCCAAGCAGAUCAGGAGUUGAGUCUGACAGGUGCUUUUAAAAGGCACUGGAGGGCGUUGUUGAUAUGCAGUAUCUCCUUCAGCGCCGGUACGAUGUUCGGCUACGAUACAAUUGUGAACGGCGCCUCGAUCUCCAUGCCAGCAUUUAUGAUGUAUUUUGGAGAGAAAGAAGCAUCCGGAUUAUAUCUUCCGUCAUUAUGGACUGCACUGUGGACUUCCAUGUCCGCCCUCGCCCAGGCACUCUCGGCUACCGGCACAGGUUUCCUUGCUGAUCGCAUCGGCCGUAAAUGGUCCGGCGUCAUUGCAGGUGUCAUUGCCUUGGUCGGUGCAUCAGUUCAAUAUACAGCCCAUACGCGAAGUGCGCUACUUGGUGGCAAGAUUGUCGGGGGACUGGGUAUUGGAAUGGCUAUGUCUGCUGGUAUGACAUAUGCCUCGGAGGUCGUCCCUCCUAUACUUGUCCCUGCUGUCCAGCAAGCAUUGGUAGUAUUCAUUUUAAUUAUGCAAGCCUUGGCAAUGGGUAUUAUUCGAAUCUUUGUUACCGAUAUGGCUGAACAGGCCUUCCGUACGGUGUUCGCUAUUCAAUGGGGCGUGGGUGGGCUUGUCGCGAUUGCAUUUGCCAUUGCACCAGAGUCUCCUGUAUACUGUAUUAUCAACAAACGUGAAGAAUGUGCAAAGAAGUUGUUCAGAUGGCUCUACCGCGACGAUGUGGAUCGCGAGGAGCGCUACAACCACCUGGUAAAGACCAUCCAGGAAGAAAACUCGCAACGCGAGGCAAACCAGUCAAGCUAUAUCGAAUGCUUCCAGGGGGUAAACUUCAAGAGGACCAUGACUAUGAUGUUCCUUUUCGGUCUUGUCAAUCUAGGUGGUGGGCCGUUUCUCUCGCAGUCAAUCUACUUCCUUAUCUCCGUCGGCCUGCCCACAGUUCACGUUUUCGAUAUUUCGAUCGGUGGAUUCGGGCUGGCUAUUGUUCUCAUCAUUGCCAGUGGAAUUGCCUUGAAGAAUGUGCGGCGCAGGAGCAUCUUGUUCUGGGGAUGCGUUAUCAACUUCCUCUUCAAUCUGAUUGUUGGAGCUCUUUAUUGGUCUCACGGCACUGGUCCUAAGUGGGCUAUUGCAAUCUUCAUGAACGUUCUCAUCUCUUUGCAGGCCAGUCUCAUGCAAGCCCCUGGUUGGUCAAUUGCAGCCGAAAUCUCUAGUUACCGACUGCGUGCUAAGUCAAUGUCACUUGGAAUGAUGUCUCAAACCUUUACGACUUGGCUCGUCACCUUUGUGGUGCCGUAUAUGUACAACGUUGACUCCGGUAACCUGGGUGCGCGAACUGGCUUGGUCUUCGCUGGUGCUUCGGUAUUGCUUAUCUGGGGUGCAUGGGCUAUUGUUCCUGAUACUACUGGGCUCUCAACGGAGGAUAUAGACAACCUUUACGAGGCAAAGGUGCCAGCUAGGAAGUUUGCUAGUCAUAAGAUGCCAGCCACGCCAUCCGGUGGGGAUGUUUAG